AUUUGAGAAGAAACAGUGGUAUAUAUUACAUUGGUGAUGUUGUAUGGUUUUGAUUAAGACAUGUUCACAAAUUCCAUGUUGUUGACAAAAGUGGAGACGUCGCCACCUCCAAGUCCAACUGGAGUAAACAACCCCAGGAUGCAGGCCAGGCACACAGCUGGGGCAAAAAGAUACAAAUACCUGAGAAGGAUUCUCCGGUUUCGACAGAUGGACUUUGAAUUUGCUCUAUGGCAGAUGCUUUAUUUAUUUAUUGCCCCACAAAAAGUUUACAGAAAUUUUCAAUACAGAAAACAGACCAAAGAUCAAUGGGCUCGUGAUGAUCCUGCAUUCCUUGUGCUACUUGCUAUUUGUCUUUGUGUGUCAUCAAUCGGCUUUGCUAUUGUCCUAAAACUUCACAUUGUAGCGUUCUUUAAAUUUUUGCUUUGGGUGAUAUUUGUUGAUUGUAUUGGAGUUGGUCUUGUCAUUGCAAGUAUUCUCUGGUUCAUUUCCAACAAAUAUCUAAGGAGUUCCAGCAGUGAUAAGCCGCAAGAUGUUGAAUGGGGAUUUGCCUUUGAUGUUCACCUCAAUGCAUUCUUUCCUCUUCUCAUGAUACUACACUUCCUACAACUGUUUUUCCUCAAACCUGUUAUUGUCCAUGAUUGGUUCUUUUCCUAUUUCCUUGGUAACACGCUUUGGGUGAUUGCAAUUGGUUACUAUAUUUACAUAACGUUCCUUGGAUAUAGUGCAUUACCUUUCCUGAAGAAAACUGUAGUUUUGUUGUACCCGCCGAUGUUGGGACUUUUUUCUUUGUAUGUCUUGUCUCUUCUCAUGCACUGGAAUCUGAGUAAAGGGCUGAUGGAUUUCUACGAGUACAGAGUCCUGUAAGGAAUGUGAAAGGACUGACAAGGAAAACAAAACAAACAGUACCCUGUGUAACUUGAAAAUAUGAAAAACUUACCAUUACGGAUAUUUGAAUGCAAGUUACGCAAGUAUCCAUAAAGAGGUGGAGAGUUCCAAGAAUUAUUUAUAAAUAUUUUUAUGUUGAGUGUAUAAGACAAAAAGUGUCUUGUAUAGGUAAGAUUUGGGAAUGG
This is a messenger RNA of Saccoglossus kowalevskii, 1070 nucleotides long. Its product is annotated as protein unc-50 homolog A-like. Lineage: Eukaryota; Metazoa; Hemichordata; Enteropneusta; Harrimaniidae. Gene Ontology annotation, cellular component: Golgi membrane. The record is from RefSeq and is a predicted model, not a curated record.